Neurospora crassa OR74A is the source of this 3229-nucleotide messenger RNA. RefSeq names its product chromatin assembly-1 protein (gene cac-1). The transcript has 3 exons. Gene Ontology annotation, cellular component: nucleus; CAF-1 complex. The record is from RefSeq and is a predicted model, not a curated record. The coding region runs from base 617 to 2695 and encodes 692 amino acids. Gene Ontology annotation, biological process: nucleosome assembly. Lineage: Eukaryota; Fungi; Ascomycota; Sordariomycetes; Sordariales; Sordariaceae.
CGGUUAUCGAUUGUUCGAACAUCUGCCGUAGUUCCAGCCACAGCGACUUUAAUUGAAUGAAAGCAGCAAAGCCACACACCCCUCUCAAGAACUGACGCGAAAUCACGCUCCGCUUCUCGUAGAUUAGAAGUGGGGCACUUUAAGGCGCGGGUAGGGAUCCACUUGGGCUAAAUUGAACGGAAGGCGCGACGGUGGGUGUCGCCAAACGCGUCCCGCUCAGGCGGCAGCAACCGCGGACCAGGCACUCCAGUCACUGCAGAACCCAAGAAUCACCAAUCGGUUUCAGGCCUUUCAACUCACCCAACGACGGACCAUCCGAAGAACCACCGACGGCGACAUCUCGACCUUCCCGGCCUUCUCAGCAGCUGGUUCCGUUCCCAUCAGCCAAACAAACGCUUUUACGACGCCGGGGAGUAACCAGCAGUGGUUCAUUGCUUUUACACCGCCAGCGCAUGUACGACUGGCCUAAUUGUGGGACCUGGACCUUGUCUGUUCUGAACUUUGGACCCCUCAACUUCGAUCGACCAUUUUCAGACUAGAUCGCGUCGGUUUGGACCGUGAAUAGCACGCGUCAACCAAACAACCAAGUAGGACUGCUGGGGAAGGCAACACCACCAUGCCUUUGUUCACAACUACCACAAGUGGACAGGAGGACUCCUCCUGUCUCAAGAGGUCACACGACCAAUUCCGGGAAGAGGUUCCACCCCCAAGUUCUUUCGACGACAAGGAAAAUGUUAGGUCAUCACCGCCCCCAUCUUCGGGGCCCGCAACCCCCAGAGCCAGAAAAGCCAGUCCUGCAUUGAGCGACGCCAGCAGCCCAUUGGACCGUCUAUCGCGAUCCCCGAGUCUAUCGCCCCCACGACUCGCACCUCUCACGAUUUCUACAACCAAUACGCCUUCUACCCAGAAGCAGACAUCCGGCGCCAAGGCUGCGUCGACAACGACAAAGUCGACAACAGGCGAACCGGCCGUCAAGAGGAAGAAGCUGACCCCUGAGGAGAAGGCAGCCAAGGCCGAGGCUGACGCUGCCAAGAAGAAGGAGAAAGAGGAGGCCAAGGCCAAAAGGGCAGCGGAACAGGCGAAACUGGAGGCAGAGAAGCAACAAAAGGCCGAAGAAAAGGAGAGGAAGAAGCGUGAGAAGGAAGAGGAACUGAAACGCAAGGAGGAGGAGAAGAAGCGAAAGCAGGAAGAGAAGGAAGAGAAGGAGCGCAAGAAACGCGAGAAGGAGGAAGAGGAAGCCAAAAAGAGAGGCCGACAGAUGAAGCUCACAUCGCUCUUCAAAAUCAACCCAGCAACACCAAAAGAGAAGCCAGUUGCCGUCAAGGUCGAAAGCAAAGAUGUCGAAAUGACGGAUGCACCGAGUCUCGCCAAGGAGAAUGAAGCCUACCGGAGGUUAUUCAAGCCCUUUUACGUGAAGGAGUUUGUCACGCUAGCCAAGAACCCCUUCGAGGUAGACGAGGAGACCAGAGAGGCCAAGUCGCGGAUACUGGACGAGUACACCGAGGGAAAGCGGGCGGAGUUCCAGACACCGGAAAAGUUUGACCCCUUGGAGGCUCUACAGCUGCCUUUCAAGACCCAGAGGCGCGGACGCCCAUAUCCGAGUGUGCGCAAGAUCAUGACGGAGAUUUAUGGAGAGUCUUCAAGCAGGGCUAUGGACCUCACCACAGAGAACACUCAGUUCAGAGAUGCGCGGGAGGCAUUGAAAGCGGUACCAGUCAAGUGCAUCAAAUUCAGCCAAGAUGUGCGGCCACCGUAUGUCGGUACAAUCAGUGGUCUUCCUCCGGGCGUCAAGAGUCUCUAUAAACUCGCAAGAAACCCAACUUCACGAACCAUCCUUCCCUUGGACUACGACUAUGAUUCGGAGGCCGAGUGGCAAGACGAGGAAGGCGAAGAUGUGGAGGAUCUGGAUGAUGAAGAGGAAGACUUGGAGAUGGAUGAGGACAUGGACGACUUCUUGGAUGACUCCGAAGAUGUCGGCCCUCAGCGUCUCGUCUUUUCCGGCGGUAUGGAGCCAGAGAGCACUGGCAUAUGCUGGGAGAAUGAGAAGCGGUGCACAGUGAAGCCAGAGCUGUACCAGUGCCGGAUGGAGAUUAUAUUGGAGUCCCUGGACGAAGAAACCAGCAUUGACCCCUUUUCGACUGAUUAUUGGGCUUCGAAGUCGAAGACCAGCUCAUCAGGUAACGAAAAAUCUAGUGUGAUCGCAUCCGCAUCCGUCACUGCUCAGACUACUUCAUCAUCCUCAUCCUCACUCCUCCAUCCAUCCUCUGCCGCUACCACCACCAGUUCGAAAUCUGCCAAGGCUGGUGGCUCUCAAGCACCAACCAAUGCGUUCCAGGCACUUACAAAGGGUACUACAGCAGGUAACUCUCCUCCUAACAAGGCUAUCACUACUGCAGGCGCCUCAACUAUUGUUGCUGCUGCCACUACUGCUGCUCCCUCAGCGACAGCACCAGGUGGCGUUGUUGGUGGUGGGCGUCGACCUCCCGGUCGACAGAAGAUGUCGGACCAACCCCUCCCUGCCGCUGCGCAAGAACAGCUCAAGGCGCUCAUGCAUGAGAUGCCCAUGGUUAGCAAAUUGGGUAUCAUCGAGGUCUUUGCUUCUAAGCACCCGGAUAUGGUCCGGGCGCAGAUCAAGGCUUCGUUUGAGUCCAUGACUGAGAAGCAAGGAAAGAGUGGUUGGAAGUGGAAGGAGUAGCGGUCUUUUUCUCUACAUCCUAAAGGUCGAUGGAGUUCAUGUGGAUUCGAGUAACUGUGUGAGUAUAUACCUAAGCAUUUCUGCACAAGUUGGACGUACUUAUAUUCAAGGGAGGGGAAUGCAUCGCAUGCUCAUGGUCUCACCAUGGAGGGCAAACGAUAUUACAUGAUAUAUGAAGAAGGAAAAAGGAAGGUGGUAGAUCAGCAAAGGGAACCUCACAGUAAGCGGGGAGUCAAUGUCUAUGGCCACCGUACGCAGGCGGACAGACUUGGUUGGAGAUGGGUUCAGUCAUGUUUGAGUGGGGUGCCUUUGUAGGCGUUUGCAGCACACAUUCUUUGCGGUCUGGUUGUUGGUGGUUAGGCAUAUCUUCCUGGGCAAAAUAGCCAGAUAGAAGGAGUUCCAAACAGAUGAGCGGGGCAUGAAUGAUAUCAUGGACAUGAAUGGUCUGAUUUGAUAAGAGCCCACAAAUGGGCAACGAAUUAUAUUAGGAGAUGUGAUCAUCUACACUACAUAAACAAUCACCUCCAGUUCUCA